AUGGGGCAACUUCCAACGGAGAGAGUGACACCAUCUCGUCCUUUUCAACAUACUGGUGUCGAUUACGCAGGGCCGUUCCUUCUCAAGACCUGGAAGGGAAGGAAUUCUCGAACAUACAAAGCUUACAUUUCGCUUUUUGUUUGCCAUGCCACUUCCGCCAUUCAUCUAGAAUUAGUUACAGAUUAUACCACGGACGCAUUCAUUGCAGCAUAUAAACGGUUCACAGCGCGAAGAGGAAUAUGCUCUACACUCAGAAGCGACUGUGGAACAAAUUUCAAAGGUGCUGACUCCGUAUUACGACAUUUUUUCACGUCUUCUUCGAAGGAAAUAAAAGAAUUAGCAUCACUUCUCGCAACUGAUGGCACUCAAUGGCAGUUUAACCCACCAGCAGCACCUCAUUUCGGGGGUAAAUGGGAAGCCGGGGUAAAAUCAGUAAAAUUUCAUUUAAAACGAGUUAUUGGGGAGAACCGACUUACUUAUGAGGAAAUGGCAACGUUAUUAACGCAAAUUGAAGCAGUACUAAACUCACGGCCAUUGAGCCCACUAACAGAUGAUCCAGAUGAUCUACAAGUGUUAACUCCAGGACACUUUCUUAUCGGAAGUGCAAUCACAACUCUACCCGAACCAUCACUUGAAUUGAUCAAAUGUUCUCAUCUGUCACGUUGGCAACUAAAUCGUCAGAUGCUUUCAAGUUUUUGGUCACGCUGGUCUAAAGAAUGCCUGCAACGGUAUCUCGCCAUGUAUAAAUGGAACAAAACUCUCCCACCUCUUAAGGAAGGAACGCUAGUUUUAGUUGUUGACGAACGUUAUCCUCCUUCAAAAUGGCCUCUUGGCCGAAUAAUCCAAUUACACCCAG
Molecule: messenger RNA, 856 nt
Organism: Vollenhovia emeryi
Lineage: Eukaryota; Metazoa; Arthropoda; Insecta; Hymenoptera; Formicidae
Exons: 1
Biological process (GO): DNA integration
Molecular function (GO): nucleic acid binding
Source: RefSeq, a predicted model, not a curated record